CGGGACAGUUAUGCCCCCUCCGCUAACCGCGAAGUGAAACCGAGAGAGCGCGGCCGUCGGGCGCCCCCUGUCCUUUCAACAUGGAGGCGGAAACGGAGGCCGCCGUGCCCGAGACCCUCGCCGGCGCGUCGGGCGGUGGCCACGGUGGCCUGCUGAGCAGCCGGAAGCUGGUGGCCGCGGGCGCCCUGCUCGGCUGGCUCCUGGUCGUCCACUUGCUGGUCAACGUGUGGCUCCUCUGCCUUCUGUCCGCGCUGCUCCUGCUGCUGGGAGGCUGGCUGGGCUCCAACGCCGUCGUGGGGGCGUCGGGUCGCCUGCACCUGGAGCGCUUCGUGCAGAUGGCCGCCUGCUCGCCCAGCCCCGAGGCCGAGGGGCAGCUGGAACAGGAGAUCAACCGCACCAUCCAGAUGAUCGUCCGGGACUUCGUGUCAUCCUGGUAUCGCUCAGUGAGCCACGAGCCGGCCUUCGAGGAGGAGAUGGAGGCGGCCAUGAGAGGGUUGGCCCAGGAGCUGCGGAGGAGGAUGGGCAUGGUGGACACUCAUGCUCUUGCCCACAGGGUCCUGACUCUCUGCGGUUGUCACCUGCAGAGCUAUAUUCAGGCAAAGGAGGCUGCGGCAGGGAAGCGCAGUGGUGAAGUCGAGCCUGCCCAACUCUGGGAGGCUUACUGCAGGGCGACCGCCCCACAUCCCGCUGUCCAGAGCGCCAGUGCUCAGGUUGCCUACGCACGCAGCAUCGUGCAUGUGUUGCUUCAAGGACUAGUGCCAAAGCCCCACUUGGAGACUCGGACAGGACGCCAUGUCGUGGUCGAACUCAUUACUUGCAAUGUGAUCUUACCACUGAUCAGCAAGCUGUCAGAUCCCGACUGGAUCCACCUUGUACUUGUGAGCAUUUUUUCCAAGGCCAGAGAUACUCCAGCAGGAAUGGUUAAAUCGCUCUGCCCAGCCAGAGCCCUGGAACAGCCCUCAGUGCCCACAUCUCUGCCACUGAUUGUUGAGGUACAGAGUCUGCCAGAAGUGAGAGCCCCUUCUCCAGCCACAGCCCCAGUGCUCCUAAACUGUGAGGAGCCGGAGGGACUGUUACGCUCCUCCCCAGAAAUUGAGGAAGGCCAUGAAGCUGUAGAGGGAGAUUUUGGUGGAGUGCCAGAAGAAAGAAAAGUAGGAAACAAUUCAUCUCAUUUCCUACAGCCAGACAUCCGAGGCCCUCUGUUCUUAUGUGAAGACUCAGAGCUGGAGUCUCCAUUGUCUGAACUAGGCAAAGAAACCAUCAUGCUCAUGACCCCAGGCAACUACCUGUCUGACAGAAUCCAGGAUGCCCUGUGUGCCCUAGGGGGUUCCCAGUCUCUGCAGCCUAAGGAUGAGGAGGGAUCUGAAGGAAUUGAAGGAGCAGAGGCUGAGGAAUGUCCAGGAACAGAAACAGAGACAGGCCUGCUGGACUCCAUGCUGAAUUCCUGCCCAGAGAUCCAGAUUGACACAGCAGACAAGGAGGUAGAGCAAGAUGUCACCUCUCCUACAACUUUGCUGGCGAGUCCAGAAAGGACCUGCCCACCACGACCCUCAUGCUUAGAGAAAGAUCUUACCAAUGGUGUGAGCUCCCUUGAUCCUAGUCUGCCGCAGGAUCUACUUUCCUCCUCUCCACCUGGUCCUCUCAGCUCAGCUACCUUCAGCUUUGAGCCCCUGAGCAGUCCAGAUGGCCCAGUUGUCAUCCAGAACCUGCGUAUCACUGGCACCAUUACUGCUCGAGAGCACAGUGGCACCGGAUUCCACCCAUACACACUCUACACGGUGAAGUAUGAGACAGCCCUUGACAGCGAGAAUAGCAGCAACCUGCAGCAGUUGGCGUACCACACUGUUAAUCGCCGCUACCGCGAGUUCCUGAAUCUACAGACGCGUCUGGAGGAGAAAUCAGAUCUACGAAAGUUCAUCAAAAAUGUGAAGGGUCCUAAAAAGCUCUUUCCAGAUCUCCCAUUUGGAAACAUGGAUAGUGACAGAGUAGAAGCCCGUAAGAGCCUCCUGGAAUCAUUCCUAAAGCAACUCUGUGCCAUUCCUGAAAUCGCUAAUAGUGAGGAGGUGCAGGAAUUCCUCGCCCUGAACACAGAUGCGCGUAUUGCCUUUGUCAAGAAGCCGUUCGUGGUCUCCAGAAUAGACAAGAUGGUGGUGAAUGCUAUCGUGGACACCUUGAAGACAGCAUUUCCUCGCUCUGAACCCCAGAGCCCCACAGAGGAGCUGAGUGAGGCCGAGACAGAAAGCAGGCCCCAGUCAGAAAACAAGAAGGCUAGCAAGUCCAGACUAAGGUUUUCAUCCAGUAAGAUUGCUCCAGCACUGAAUAUGACUGAAGCACAAGAGAAGAUUCUCUAUUGUCUCCAGGAAGGCAAUGUGGAGUCAGAGAUCCUAUCCAUGUCUGGGAUGGAAUCCUUUCUUGAAAAACAAACAAAAUUAUUAGAAAUGCAGCCAGGAGAAGUCCCAGAAAAAGAUCCUGAACAUACCCACAAAGGAUGUGUGGAUGGUUGCUUGUCAGAUGCAGCUGAGCCUGCCCAAGACCUCAGCAACAGCGAUCCAGGAGCAGAGACGGAGUUAGCUGACACAGCCCUAGACCUGCUCCUCUUGUUGCUGAUGGAACAGUGGACAUGGCUGUGUACAGAAAGCAUGCAGAAGGUUCUUCAUCUUGUCUUUGGGACCCUAAUUCAGAGCAUGAUCUGGCUCCAGCCUCAUUUCCAGUUCUACCCCAUGUAACCAUCUACUGCUGGCUGAGCAUUCUGUGGUCUCUCUUCUUUAGGCCGUUGCUCAUCCUCUUGUCUCUACCUGAGUGGUCUUUCUCUAUCCAUUCCAAAUGUCCCAGACUUUGUUCUUGUCUGCUUGGCCUGCUGCUAAAGAGUUUUCAGAAACUGAGCAUUAAGUGUAAUUUGUUCUGUGACUUUUUAAUUGGCAUACCUCCCACUUUCCCUCUGCACUAAGGAGCCCUUUCUCUACUCUCAGUUUUGAUAAUAAUGCUUAACACAGUGUAUUAAAGAAGUGAUCUACUUUCCCUUAACUAGUGGUUCUCAGCUGGGGAGCAUUUUUUCCCCAGGGAUAUUUGGCAACAUGAGACAUUUUUGGUUUUCACAGCUGGGAAGAGAGGCAGGAAGCUAUUUCAUCCAGUUGGUAGGGUCCAGGGAUGCAGCUAAACUUCCUACACUACACAGGACAGUGCCUUCCCCACCCCCAAAAACAAGGAAUUAUUCUACACAAAAUAUCAGUAGUGCAGAGGUUGAGAAAGCUUGCCCUGGACUAUCAGUUCUUUAAGGGCCAGAACUAGCAUUAUUUCUCCAGCUACUUACACAGGGCCUGGGACAUAGUAAAUGUUCACUAUUGGAUAAAAGAAUAAGCAUUUCUCUUCUUAAUACCUUUAUACUAAAAAGUAGAGUCUCUUUAUGUUUUAUUCAGUCACUUGUGAACAUUGCUAAUUAAGCCUUCAUUUCUCUUCUCCUUCUCUUAGGCUCCCCUUUGCUGAUCUUCCAAAUGUUUUCAACAAAUGGGAAGCUUCUAAAACUAGCUAGUAUGUGAUAAUUGAUUACCCCCCUUCCCCUUGAAGUAAUUUAUAUGGUAAAUUGGUUUCGUAACAAUAAUUUAUUUAGUAGGAGUAGAAAAAUAUAGAUGAGUCAAAAAAAAUUCAAAAAGAUGGAGAUUCAUGUAUAGAAAAAGUAGAAAGAAACUUACCUGAAGUUUAAAUAACUCAGAAUAUUAAAGGGUUUGGGCCAGUACCAAAUAGAGAGAAACAUAUAUUUGGGAAUUACAGGCAGAGCAGUAAGAAGUGAUACAGUAUGUAGCUAGCACCCCUGGAGACCUAAAACAGGACACUUAAAUACUAGAGAAUUGUAGGCUGUGAGAAUUCCAGGCCAGGCUGCAUUACCUCUGGGCGAUGAUUAUAGAUUUUCUAGUGAUAGGGAAGAGACAGGAAUAAAGUGGAGCGGGGGCAUGUAAGGAAGUACGUGUGUUUGCGUAUCCAGUCUACUCUAAGCUGUUUCUUGAUCUCACUGACAUCACCUUGUCCAGGCUGUUUGUAGCAUUCACCCCACUUCACCUUAAAGUGCUCUUAACUCUGUCCUGCCGGGGCACUAUUUUGGUCUUAUUCCUUGAAAAAUAGUAAGGGUUCAUCAGUGGUGAUCAAAACAGAUGGAGUCCCUACUCUUCACAUAUGGUGCAGGUUAGUGGGGGUGAUACUGAGGGCCUUAUCCAUGAUCACAAAGCUAAUGCGUGGUGGAGCCAGAAAUGAAACCCAGGUAUUCCACAGCCCAUGUUCUUGUCCACUGCCGCAUACCACCACUCUGCUCUAUUACCCUCCCUGAGCUUUGCUUUCCUCACCUGGAAAGCAGGAAUAAUGGCAUCGAUGUCUUAGGUACAUGGAACA
Molecule: messenger RNA, 4380 nt
Organism: Miniopterus natalensis
Lineage: Eukaryota; Metazoa; Chordata; Mammalia; Chiroptera; Miniopteridae
Source: RefSeq, a predicted model, not a curated record